GCGCUACCUCCCCCUUCCUCUGGCCCGUCGGUCUCCCGUUCAAUCGCGCUGCAGAGAUGGUCUCCCGCAUUAUCUUCUGGACUGGCUUCGGCAUCGCGACCCGGGUAUGGCAGCUCGGUCUGCAGCAGAUCAAGCCCUGGUCACCUAAGCUCCUCUGGGCCUACCCCAUCUUCGGCGCAUGUGGUGCGAGUUUCGGAUACUGGUUAGAGACUGUCGACAAGAAGCAGGUGGAGAUUUUACAGGAGAGGAAAGAGGCAAUCCUGGCCAAGCGAGCGCGGAGAGCAGCACGGGAGGGCGAGGCGGCAUGAAGGGAUCAGUUAUCCUGAGUUUCAGGCGCAGGGAAUGCGCAUAGCUAAGAGUGCAACAUCAACGGCACGACGGCUAUACGAGAGUCUACUACUACGAAUUUAAAUGAAGUAGCACAUUUG
Molecule: messenger RNA, 428 nt
Organism: Cryphonectria parasitica EP155
Lineage: Eukaryota; Fungi; Ascomycota; Sordariomycetes; Diaporthales; Cryphonectriaceae
Exons: 2
Coding region: 57-308 (83 amino acids)
Source: RefSeq, a predicted model, not a curated record